AUGUUGUCAAAGCUGGCUAAGAAGUCCUGGUUUGGGAACUUCAUCAACCUGGAGAAAGAGGAGCAGAUCUUUAUCGUGAUCAGAGACAAACCUCUGAGCUCCAUAAAGGCCGACAUCGUCCAUGCCUUCCUCUCCAUUCCCAGUCUGAGCCACAGCGUCAUCUCUCAGACAAGUUUCCGGGCAGAGUACAAGUCAACAGCUGGACCCACAGUUUUCCAGAAGCCCGUCAAGUUUCAGGUGGAUAUCACCUACACAGAGAGCACCAGCGCCACCAAGGAGAAUGGCAUCUACUCAGUCACCUUCACCCUGCUGUCAGGUCCCAGCCGGCGUUUCAAACGCGUGGUGGAGACCAUCCAGGCACAGCUGCUCAGCACCAACGACCAGCCCGGCAUCCAACCACAGAUAUCUGGCAGCCCGUUGAGUAACUUCUUUGACGUAAUUAAACAGCUUUUUUCAGACGAGAAGAACCUCCAGGCGUCGCACUCCCCUGGCGCCCCCUCCACGGCUAGUUCCCCUGCCAAGCAUGCCCCCAGCAACAAGCCCAACCAGCCUCCUUCCAAUGAAUCUAAAUGCCCCUCCAGCAAAGAAAAAUCAAAGACGGCUGCCGGCAACAGGACACAGGAACAUCCUGAAGGAGCAGUAGCCAUGCAUGAUAAAGCGAGAAGCAGUAAUCCGGUCUGAGAUCAGGACAGCUGCUCACUUUAGUUUGCGAACGCUUGAAGUCAGAUCCAUGUUCUGUGUGGGAAUGUCCCUUUUACAGCUGUAUGUGUGAUAAGAAGUAGAUGUAGCUUUGCCGUCCCUGCCGCUUGUCCCUCACUGUGUCUCGGGGGUCUUUCGGUGGGUGUCUGUCCUCCCCUCAUGUGUGAUAGCUUGACCUGUCUCUGCCACCAGGAAUCCUCCAGAAUAGUUAUUAACCCCGGCGACCCCUCCACCACCAUGACCACCAGAGUCCACAACCUUGGAAAAAGUAAGGGGCUCCAAGAGCUCUGCAUCAAAAGGCUGAUUUACCCCCACCACCAUCCCCACAGCAAACAGACAUGUUGGAAGAAAUGUAAAAAAAAAAAAAAAAAAAAUCAAGCCU
Messenger RNA from Oryzias melastigma (Indian medaka), 1081 nucleotides. RefSeq names its product serine/threonine-protein kinase BRSK2. The transcript is spliced from 5 exons. The coding region runs from base 1 to 681 and encodes 226 amino acids. The record is from RefSeq and is a predicted model, not a curated record. Lineage: Eukaryota; Metazoa; Chordata; Actinopteri; Beloniformes; Adrianichthyidae.